UACCGACGCUUACCUCGCUGCGGGUUAGAUCCGUGCGCACCAGAAAAGUCCCGGAGAUGGCGUGACAAGUGGGCCAGCGGUGAGCGGCGGAUCGUCAGGUAUCGCGAGCAGGAACGCCCGCAGCUCCUUGCAGGUUCAUCAGUCUUGAUAGUCAGCCUGGCAAUUUUGGCAUGCGCAGCGUCGAGACUGGCGGUAUAGCUGACUGCCUCAUUGCGCAGUUGGUCAACGAUGGUUCGCAAGUGUGCUUCGUGCUCGGCGACUCGUAUGUAGUUGCGCGUCAAUCCGCUUCGUUCGAUGCCAAUGGGGUUGAAAUUGAGUGGGAGCGAAACGAAGACGAGAAGAGGGACCCAUCUUCCUGAUUUCAGCAAACGCCAUCACAGACCAAUCACAGACCCAUCCUACAACAUCCACAAGAGCCCUUCGAGUCUUCGACACACCAGCAGCCGCCCCGUUGGCUAACAACCACCCCUCCCACCCCACCCCUUCAUCAUGGCAACCCGCUCCCGCACCCUCCUCUUCCUCCAAUACCGCAACUCCUUCAGUCGGACAACAUCCCGCCGACCUGCACCAUCAACUGCGACCGGAGGAAGACACACGGACACGUCAGAGAAAGCCGGCUUGAUUGCGAAUGAGGUGGACCAUGAUGCUGAGGUGGUGGUGGAGAUGAGUGUGUUGCCGCCGAAAUGGAUCGAUGUAGUAGACGAGGUUGACGAGGACGUGGACCGGAUACGAGCGCGGAUAACGGAACUAGACGCCCUGCACAAAAAACACCUCCUCCCCGGCUUCGACGACCAAAUGAGCGACGAGCAGUCCAUCGACCGACUCACGACCGCUAUCACCGACAUGUUCCGCGACUGCGAACGCAAAGUAAAACGAAUAGCGCUCGAAAGCAACAACGACACUUUUGGCGGGGCGGGGCGACAGAACCAGGCGCUGGCACGGAAUAUCCAGACGAGUCUUGCGACCAAGCUGCAGGAGCUGAGUGGGUCGUUUAGGAAGAGUCAGUCGAACUAUUUGCAGAAACUCCGCGGCCGCGAAAUCCGCAGCAAAGACGCCCUCGGCAACCUCGAAGCCCCGCCCACCGAAUCCGAUGACGAUCUCGACGCGGUCUUCACCGACGCGCAGCUAGCAACCGUGCAAAACAACGAACGCGCCAUAACCGAGCGCGAGCGCGAGAUCAACGAAAUCGUCAAAUCGAUGCUCGGGGUCGCCGACAUCUUCAAGGAGCUGCACACCAUGGUGAUCGACCAGGGGACGGUGCUGGAUCGGAUCGAUUACAAUGUCGAGAUGGCGGGGGUGCAUGUUGAGGAGGCGCAUAAGGAGCUGUUGAGGGCGCAGAAAUAUCAGGACAACACAAAAGCGAAAUACUUCAUCAUCUUCCUCGCCAUCGUGGUGUUUUUCUUGUUUCUGGUGCUUAUCUUCAAGAGUCGCGGGUCUUCGAGUACGGCGACCCGCCGGUGAAAAGGAAACGCACACUACCGGCAUCCCCCUCUGUCUCGAAAAACUCAACUCAUCCGCCCCCCUAAUCUCGGAGUCAUCACCCCCCCCCUUUUU
Messenger RNA from Fimicolochytrium jonesii, 1554 nucleotides. RefSeq names its product t-SNARE. Lineage: Eukaryota; Fungi; Chytridiomycota; Chytridiomycetes; Spizellomycetales; Powellomycetaceae. The record is from RefSeq and is a predicted model, not a curated record. Bases 490 to 1461 code for a protein of 323 amino acids. Gene Ontology annotation, cellular component: membrane; endomembrane system; SNARE complex. Gene Ontology annotation, biological process: vesicle-mediated transport; vesicle fusion; intracellular protein transport. Gene Ontology annotation, molecular function: SNAP receptor activity; SNARE binding. The transcript is spliced from 7 exons.